AUGGUGGUCUUUCACCUGGAUGACCUGGAGGUGUUCUUCCCCUAUGAUUACAUAUACCCUGAGCAGUAUGCAUACAUGCGUUACUUGAAGAAGACGCUGGACAGCGAGGGUCACUGCGUGUUGGAGAUGCCCACGGGUACGGGUAAGACGGUGGCGAUUUUUUCCCUCAUAACGUCCUAUCAGUAUAAGAAGAAUGACGAGGGGAAAUUUAUUUUUUGCACGCGUACGGUGGCCGAGAUGGAGAAGUCGCUGAUCGAGCUGAAGAAGGUCAUUCAGUACAGAGUGGACACGGUGCGCCGGCGCGCCGACUCCAGUGGGGCGGCGUGCGCAGCGACUAACAGCAACGCUGAUGGGAGCAGCGGUUGUGGCGGCGGUGGCGGCGGCUUCGCCAACUUGGACGUGCCCCCGGGGGAUAUUGUCGCCCUCGGGAUCAGCGCUCGGAGGUGCAUGUGCGUGAACGAGCGGGUGCUUAGGAAGCACGAGCGGGAGAGGAUAGACGAAGAGUGUCGCAAGCUGACGGCGACUUUUGUCCGGGAGAAAAAUUACAUAAACCAGAAGAUAAAUAAAAUGGGUAGCACACACACCGAUAAGGAUCGAAUCUCAGAUUUCAUUUUAAAGAACAGGCAGCACAUAGAUGUAGAAGAUUAUUUUGAUGUUUAUAACACUACGAAUUCGCUGGAGGAGUAUGGUGAGCUAGGGUUGUGUGGUUACUACGAGAAUUAUAAAAAGGAAUUUGUAUUAGACUUGGUUCAACCCGGUGUGUACACCAUAGAGGAUUUGAAGGUAAUGUGUAAGGGUUAUAAGAAUGUACAGAAUGUAAAUGUGCCCAUUUGUCCUUAUUUUUGUGCAAAGAAAAUUAUCGAGGUGGCCAAAGUGGUAGUAUUAAAUUACCAGUACGUAAUUGACCCUAAGGUUUCCAAGUCCGUUUUCAUCGGGCGGGAUGUGAACAGUCGGGUCCAUUUGUACAAGAAUGACAUCAUUGUGUUUGAUGAGGCACACAAUAUAGACAGCGUUUGCCUGGAGGCCCUGAGCGUGAACAUUGACCGGAACAUCCUCAACAGAGCGACUUCAAAUAUUAAGAAGCUUUUGAGCAAGAUUGAGACUUCCAAAAUUGUAAAUGAGGAGAAGGUGCGGGAGGACUGCAACCGCAUUUUGCAGAAGUUGCGGGAGGAACGCGGGAUGGAUCUUAAAGCGGGUGCCGGCAGCGAAGUCAAAGCGGGCGCCGCUAGCCAAGUCAAAGCGGGUGCCGCUAGCAACGUGAAGAAGAGGAAGAUUGAAGAGGGGAAAAACGGGGCGAGCGGGGAAGGGGGAGAGGUGUACUUCGAUGAAGACCUAAAUUUGAUUUUUGCUGGGGGGGCCAAUCGCAGUGGAGUGGAGGACGGCGCGUGUCGCGGGGAUGUGAAUGGGGGAGAGAAGCAGGAGAAAGGGGAAAGUCUAAUGGACGGGUUGGCAAAGUUACUGGGUCAGUCGAUUGGGCAGCUACUUCCAUCACGACAGGAACGUGAGCAAACAGAAGUUGGUGGUUUAUUUCCCGAGGGGAACAAGGGCGCCCUCAACAGUGAUGCAAAUGAUAACGCAAAUGAUGGUGACAAUGACGGGGGAGACGACCCCACCGAUCUGCAUUACAGCCCCCUGCUACUGGAAGACAUAAUAAAAAACAUCGUGCUGCCGGGAAACAUUCGCAAGUCGGAGCACUUUUUAAACUUAAUGAGAAUCGUUGUGAUGUAUUUGAAAAAGUAUGUGAACAUAUACGAGAUAACCUCUGAAGGUCCACUGUCCUUUUUAUAUAAAUUUGAAAAGGAGACAAAAUUGGAUACUUGUUUUUUUAAAUUUUGUUUUGACCGUUUGAAGUCCAUUUUAAAUGCACUUCAGGUAGUGCAUGUAGAUGAUUACUCAGCAUUAAAUAUUGUGUGUAACUUUUGUACCUUGUUAGGGAGUUACUUUCAGGGUUUCAUUAUUAUAUGUGAACCUUAUCCUGAGGCCACAGGUAUAUAUGACCCCGUGAUUCAGUUCGCUUGUUUAGAUUCAUCCAUCGCAAUGAAGUCAGUGAUUAAAAAAUAUAAAUCUGUUAUUUUAACAAGUGGUACAAUUACCCCAUUAGAGUUAUAUCCUAAGUUAUUAAAUUUUAAGACUGUGUUAACAGCAUCUUUUCCCAUGUCAUUCGACAGAAACUGUGUGUGUCCUCUGAUCGUCACGAAGAGUUCAGAUCUCGUUCCUCUGUCAUCUCAGUUUUCUUUACGAAGUGAUAUAACUGUUAUUAAGAAUUAUGGCAUGCUGCUUGUGGAGAUGUGCAAAACUAUCCCCGAUGGUAUAGUUGCUUAUUUUCCUUCAUACAUUUACAUGGAGGAGGUUAUUUCUUCAUGGUAUGAACUAGGCAUUAUAGCAAAUAUCCUCGAGUAUAAAUUAAUAUUUAUUGAAACCAAGGAUAUAGUUUCUACUACAAUUGCUCUGCACAAUUUUAAGAGGGCAUGUGAUUUGGGCAAAGGAGCUGUUUUUUUAUCCAUUUGUCGUGGGAAAAUUGCUGAAGGGAUUGAUUUCGAUAAACAUUAUGGAAAAUGUGUGAUUCUUUUUGGUAUCCCCUACCAGUAUACUCUUUCCAGGAUACUCAAAUCGAGGUUAGACUUCUUAAAAGAGACAUACAACAUUCAAGAAAAUGAAUUUUUAACGUUUGACGCGAUGCGCCAGGCUUCCCAGUGUGUUGGUCGCAUUAUACGAAAUAAGAAGGACUAUGGUAUAAUGAUUUUUGCGGAUAUUCGUUAUGCACGUAACGAUAAGAAGAGCAAGCUUCCUCCAUGGAUUAUAAAAUGCAUGGACAUUUCUAAUGUGAAUUUAACUGUUAGCACGGCUGUGAAUAUAUCUCGCAAGUUCCUUUUGAACAUGUCUCAGGAGUAUAAGGAGACUGGCCAGACGAAGCUCUCGCAGGAGCUCAUUUGCAAUCAGGCCAAGUGUUGGGCGCUCGUCAAAUCGGUGCUCAACAUGGACCACUUUAUAUGA
Plasmodium fragile is the source of this 2994-nucleotide messenger RNA. RefSeq lists its product as uncharacterized. Bases 1 to 2994 code for a protein of 997 amino acids. The record is from RefSeq and is a predicted model, not a curated record. Gene Ontology annotation, cellular component: nucleus. Lineage: Eukaryota; Apicomplexa; Aconoidasida; Haemosporida; Plasmodiidae. The transcript has a single exon. Gene Ontology annotation, biological process: nucleotide-excision repair; positive regulation of mitotic recombination; transcription by RNA polymerase II. Gene Ontology annotation, molecular function: DNA helicase activity; hydrolase activity, acting on acid anhydrides, in phosphorus-containing anhydrides; damaged DNA binding.